GUUCAAAUCUCUCUCUCUCUCUGCCUGUAUUUCACAAACACGCACACACACUCUCUCUCCCCCCUCUCUUCCAUUUCCAGCUAUGGAGCCGCGCCGCCUAAUGGGACUUUGGCUCUCCGUGUGCGACCUCGAGGACUGAGUUGACUCGGCGUUCCGGGGCAAAGAGUCCAUUAAUUUAGCUCGAGCAAUUUUGUCGGUUUUUCUCGGAAAAUUCUCUUUUCUCGGGAAACAAUCAGAGUUUUUGUUUAUUUUAAUCAAUCAGAACUGAAACCGUAAGUAGUCAGCUUGUUUUUAUAGCUUGUUUGAGAGGCUUUGAGCUCAGAGAUUUAAAAAUUGGAAAAUGGGGGAGCUGGAUAAUUCCUCAUCGCCGUUACCGAAGGUUUCAACGGCUUCCGGCGGCGAAGCCAGUUUAACUUCCUCCGCUCGCGAAGCCAUGACUCGUUCGGAGCCGCCGCAAAAGAAAAAGCGAAACCUUCCCGGAAUGCCAGAUCCCGAAGCGGAUGUGAUCACGCUGUCGCCGACGACUCUGCUUGCUACGAACCGUUUCGUGUGCGAGAUCUGCAGCAAAGGCUUCCAGCGGGACCAGAACCUGCAGCUCCACCGGCGGGGCCACAACCUGCCGUGGAAGCUGAAGCAGCGGACGAGCAAAGAAGUACGGAAGCGGGUCUACGUCUGCCCCGAGACCUCCUGCGUGCACCACAACCCGACCCGGGCGCUAGGCGACCUGACGGGGAUUAAGAAGCACUUUUGUCGAAAGCACGGCGAGAAGAAGUGGCAGUGCGAGCGGUGCUCCAAGAAAUACGCAGUGCAGUCCGAUUGGAAGGCGCACAUGAAGACGUGCGGCACCCGAGAGUACAAAUGCGAUUGCGGGACUUUAUUCUCUAGGAGGGAUAGCUUCAUAACGCACAGGGCGUUCUGCGACGCUUUGGCGGAGGAGAGCGCGAAGGCUCAAACCCUAAUGGUUGGGUCCGGCGGAAGUACGAACCCGAGUUCAAAUCCGGCUCCGAGUGCAAAGAGUGCGGUGGUGGCGUCGCCGCCUCCACCGCCUCACACACCGUCAAACACGGUGGUGUCUCCGGCCUUGUCUAUUCAGAGCUCAGAAUUGCCAGAAAACCCAAUUGGCCUGUCCCCUCCGGCGCCAGCCACGACAUGCUUAACUACCACGGCAAUCAGCACCACCUCCAUUGCCACCACCUCGACUGGAAAUUGCAACAAUGGUACUAGUGUAUUCGCCAGUGUAUUUGCACCUUCCUCCGCUUCAGCGUUGAUGACACAGCCACCCCAAGCAUCGUCACCGUCCUCAUUCACCAAUCAAGUAUCCACAUUGGGCCGCCUGGAUGGCUCCACCACAACCUCCGCCAUUAAUGAACCCACAUCACUCUCACUCUCUACCUCCCUUUACCUCUCCAGCACUGGCUUCUCACUGUUUCCAACACCCGAUCAACAAGACCACCGCGACUACGCUCAGCCCGCUGCCAUGUCCGCCACGGCAUUGCUCCAAAAGGCAGCCCAAAUGGGUGCUGCAGCAUCAAACGCCUCACUGCUUCGUGGGUUCGGGUUGUCCACGACCUCAUCCCCGUCUCAAGAAAGUAGCACCACAUUGCAGUGGAACAAGAAGCCAGAGAGUGGUGGUGGUGCUCACGUGGGAGCCGAGUUAGGGCUUCAACUUCUCUCAACUGCAAAUGUUACCCAAUUGAAUGAUCUAAUGAUGGGUCCACCUUCGUCGUUCGGGGGCCAGCCCAUGACUCGUGACCUUCUUGGGCUGAGCAUCGGUAGUGGUGGUGGCGGUGGCGCUUCCACAGGCGGAUUUUCUGCUUUCCUGAAUUCCUUUGGCGGCAGCGGCGGUGCCUUCAAUGUUGCAGCUCCGUACGGAAGUGGAGGAGCGGGCGGUGGAAGCUCGCAGGGAGAAUCGUGGGAAGGUGCACAAGAUAGAAAGCCCAACAUUUAGGCCUCCUGUAUUCUGUGCUGGUUAUAUCAUAUAUUAUGUAGUAAACUGCAGAGAAGAAUAGCUUCCUUGUUUUUGCGAUAGAUCGUGCUUUGAUUUUUGAAACGUCGCCGUUCUAGAUGGAAAAGUUAAAUUAAGUUGUACAGGAGCUUGUUCAACCUAUGUUAUAACACAUUGAUCGACAAAGUCAACACUUUGUCCUAUUCUAAAAUAUCGUAGCAGUGUGACCAUCCCAA
This is a messenger RNA of Pyrus x bretschneideri (Chinese white pear), 2181 nucleotides long. RefSeq names its product zinc finger protein GAI-ASSOCIATED FACTOR 1. Gene Ontology annotation, cellular component: nucleus. NCBI's taxonomy places the organism in Eukaryota, Viridiplantae, Streptophyta, Magnoliopsida, Rosales, Rosaceae. The transcript is spliced from 4 exons. The coding region runs from base 341 to 1948 and encodes 535 amino acids. The record is from RefSeq and is a predicted model, not a curated record. Gene Ontology annotation, molecular function: DNA-binding transcription factor activity.